AAUGAACUCGAACUUCUUGAAGAAUGAAAAGCAUUUUGGAUUCGAUACUCUUAGUGUAUCUAAGUUUUCGACGCCCAGUGAGGAUAAUAUGGUACCAGUUAGUGAUGCAUUAUUGAAAUAGCUUUCUGAUAUGUGAGAAGUGUACACUAACAAAGCAUAAAUAAGUGUCAGACAGCACCUAACAUCAAACAAUGUUGGAUAUAUUUCGCGGAUUGAAAAGUUUAGUCAAAAUUAGUCAUGUAAACACUGAUUCUCCCGUAUUUCGAUUGCACUAUUCGAUAACCGUUAUGAUUUUGAUGGCAUUUUCACUGAUUGUUACGACAAAGCAAUAUGUCGGCAAUCCCAUCGACUGUGUUCACACAAAAGACAUACCAGAGGAAGUAUUAAACACCUACUGCUGGAUACACUCGACAUAUGCCCUCAAGAGCCUUUUCCUGAAAAAAGUUGGAAGUGAAGUGCCUUAUCCAGGUGUUGGAAACUCGGAUGGAAAAUCCGUGGAUAAAAAAAUUUACAAAUACUACCAAUGGGUGUGUUUCUGCCUAUUCUUUCAGGCCAUUUUAUUUUAUACACCACGUUGGCUGUGGAAAUCCUGGGAAGGAGGCAAAAUACAUGCACUUAUGAUGGAUCUUGAUAUCGGUAUAUGUUCAGAAAUAGAGAAAAAACAAAAGAAAAAGCUCCUGCUAGACUACUUGUGGGAUAAUUUAAGAUAUCAUAAUUGGUGGGCGUAUAGGUACUAUAUAUGUGAAUUAUUAUCACUGAUAAAUGUGAUAGGCCAAAUGUUUUUAAUGAACCGAUUUUUUGACGGCGAGUUUAUGACGUUUGGUUUAGACGUAAUAACACAUAUGGAAGCAGAUCAGGAAGAUCGAAUGGAUCCGAUGAUCUACAUAUUCCCUAGAAUGACCAAAUGCACCUUCUAUAAGUAUGGUGUCAGCGGUGAAGUUGAACGACACGACGCCAUAUGUAUUCUUCCGCUAAACGUAGUCAAUGAAAAAAUUUACAUAUUUCUAUGGUUUUGGUUUAUUAUUCUGACAAUUCUAACGUCCUUAACGAUAUUAUAUAGAGUAAUAAUUAUUUUCUCGCCUCGAAUGCGAGUGUAUUUAUUAAGGUUAAGGUUUAGGUUAGUUCGUCGAGACGCUAUAGAGAUUAUAGUAAGACGUUCGAAAAUGGGCGAUUGGUUUUUAUUAUAUAGAUUAGGUGAAAAUUUAGAUAGUAUUAUAUUUCGUGAUGUUAUGCAAGAUUUAGCGAAUCGUCUACAUAAUAAUCAACACCAUCGUGUACCUGGUAUGAAAGGUGAAAUACAGGAUGCAUGAUAUUGGCUAUCAUAGAUUUUAUUUGUUAUUUAUAUGCUAUUUUUUCGUAUAUUUUUCUUUGUAUAAUUAUCCUCUAUGUUUGUAUAAAGAUUUGUUCAUCACUUUGACAUAUUUUAUUGCUACGGCGGUAGUUUCGUUAAAAAUGUUAAUCACUAUAAAAGACUUAAGCGAACAACAGCUAUGUACGCAUUCGAACGAAGAUAUAUUUUCAAAAAAAAAAUUGAACAAAUGUGUAGAAUGUUACCGAGCGAUAUAAGAAUCCAGAACUUGACUAUAUUGUUACUGAAGAGCCACAGUUUAGUUGUUUUUGGCCAAAAGUAUGCCUUAAUGGGCUGUAAGAACAAUGUACAGGGGAUUUAAUCGUUAUUUAUCUGUCGGAUCGAUGUAUAGGGAAAUAAAUUACGAUGAAAAUCAUUAAUGAAAAGUCAAUCACUAAUUAAAACGAUAAAAUAUUUUACCGAAAUGACAAACAAUUUAAACAAAAGAAAAAUGUUCUGCACUUUAAGUAGGAAAACAAUUAUAAAAGCAUUAUUUAGUGAAGCACACAAUCGAACACACGCACAGACACCCCCCACACACACAUCUAGGACAAUUUCAGAACGAAGACCGUGAGAACCGUUUAAAUACUCGGGUAAUAGGUAGGGUCAAUGGUUAAUUAUGUUGACAGCUUGGAUUCAAACAAUAACACAUUGCAAAUACACUAUUUCAUUUAAAAAAAAUCGGAUUUAUAGGUUCAUGAGCUAAUGCACACAUGCUGCUUUCACUUUAACCACAAAUUUUGUUUAAAAACAACUAGAUAUUCUUAAUACAUAAUUCUCAAAAGCCUAGAUACCAACUUAUUUCAAAAUGACUCGACAUUAAAGCUAAACAUUUGGAGAAACAUAGAACUAAGAAGGUGGCUGUGUGCAUUAUAAUACGUAUCGCCUUAAACUAAUUACCCUCAUGGAACGAUUAUAACGAAUCAACUCCAAUGUAUGUGAAAAAACUACGAGUUACGGCUUUUUACCAGUUCAACUUGGUUUAGUAGAUUUGAUUUACUCAAAAGUACUUACGCGAAUCUACCGACUGAAAUACACAUUUGAGAUUGUACACAAGUUUAUGAUUUUGGCGUUUUCAGUCACUAUGCAAGAUCCAAAACAUCAUCAUAUGUAAUUCAAUUUAAGAGUUAUUAAUAAAUAAUAAUAUAUUAAAAACUUACAGAUGAAGGUUCAAUUAAAAUUAAAUAUUCAUUCAAUAAAUAACGAGGCACCGUUAUCAUUACUUACUUACUUAAUGGUCCCGCGUCGAUCCUUUAUCCGUUGUCAUUGGAACCACCUAAAUAUAACAGAAGACACUUUGAGAAACAAAAAACUUUUAAAAUAUAUGAAUUAAAAAAUUACUGCCCAGGGAAAGCACCCGUUCGAUUACUCUUGGUAGCUUAUAACCCUGUCAAGAGACGAUGUUUUUGAAAUCGGUUGCUAAGAUCAAUUCGUUCCGUUAGAGCAAGUUCACUGGUGUUGGAAAAAGUGGUAGAUAUUUCGACACUUGUAGCAGAUUUUGAAAAUUUACCGUUCAAAAAUGUUUUCAACAAUCAAAUUAUUUUAUGAAAACGAACGUGCAAAAACUGCAUAAAAUAUUACGAGCUAAGGAAUUUUCAUCUCAGAGUUCCUUAAAAAAACUUCUUUCCAUGUCGUUUAUUUACAAAUCGCUCCUUUUCGAGAACUUUUUCUGUUGAAUAGCGGCACUUCAAACAUUCUUUCUUCGGGUAGGUCUUCCAAGUUGCUGCAAGUUGACUUUUACAAUUUUUCCGAAAAACUAAAAUUUAAUGAAAUUUAAAUGAUAAAAAUGUUACGAAACGUAUUAGCGAUUCAAGAAUUCACUUUUUCUUACCAUAUUCUCCAAUCCCAAUUGACUAAAUAUUUUAUUUAACUGCGAAAUUCUCAAAAAUUUUCAUAUGUUUUGGUAAACUACUACUUGUUUUGACACUUGAGUCCCUAACAUCAUCAUUUUGAUCGCAGGGCCCUCUGAGAGUCGUUUUGAACUGCAAAUCGCUAAUACCACUGUUUCUAUUUCAGCCGUAUGUGAUAUAAAUCGAGCUAUUUUUGCAUCACAGCAUGCGAAAAUAGAACACGUGUUGUAAAAAAAUUGAAGGCCGAACUGAAUUGAGGAUCUUGAAAACGUUUUUGCAUGGUAAAGUUUUCAAUAUGUGCCACAAGUGUCAAAAUUUCUACCACUUUUUCCCAACACCAAUGAACUUGCUGUUAGAGCAAGUUCACUGGUGUUGGGAAAAAAUGGUAGAAAUUUUGACAAUUUGAAAAUUUUACCAUGCAAAAAUGUUUUCAAGAUCUUUGGGCGUUGUAGUUUUUUACAACACUAUAGCUAUUUUUGCAUCACAGCAUGCGAAACUACAACACGUGUUGUUAAAAAGCUUGAAGGCCACAGAUCUUGAAAAUGUUUUUGCAUGGCAAAAUUUUUAAAAUGUGCAAAAAGUAAAAAAAAAUCUACCACUUUUUCCCAACACUAGUGAACUUGCUCUCAGGCACGUGAGAUCCACAAUCCAUUUUGCAAACUCUUGGCAGUGUGACGACAAAUUUUAGUUUUUUUUAAAUAUAAACAUUGCCCCUUUGUUGUAUGGAAAUUUAUGCUAUUUGAAUUACCUUCUGUAAGUUUUUAAUUUAAAAUUAUUUGGUGACGAUAGUUCCAAAAUGUUUGUUAUAGAUUCCCGAGAAAACGUAAAGAACGAAACGUCGAGAUAAAAAGAAAUGCUUUUUUGGAUCUCGCUUCUCGGGUAUAAUUUUACCAAAAUAUUUCUAUCAUGAGGAAAAAAAAGUAACAUUUCUAUUUCAAGUGCUUUUUUCCCAGUGGGUUCUUUAAAAUAACAUUAGUAGUUAUCAAACGUGUUGAAAAACUGCGAAAAAUGUGUAUUUUGUUGAAUUUCACAUAACAUUGGUUUUCAUUACUCCAUUCUCUAAUCCAGCCGCUUACCUGUUGAAUCUUUUUCAUAUUUUUUUAAGAACGUCAAACAAACUGUACAGCAAGGUCGUUACUAGUACACAUGAACCUUUCUUGUUUUGGCAAUUUUUGAUUGCAUGAUAGCUGUUGAAAGUAGGUACUUGGUUUAAAAUUGUUUUCGAUAAACCAAUGCAAUGUAAUGAACUAUCUCGCUAUUUCUUGUAGAAACAAAAUUUUCACAAGCGAUUCUGUUGGUGAAGUGAUAUUGGAAAUCUGGGAAAAGGUUACCCAAAUAUAUAAAAUUGACUUUUUUUUAAAUCAAUCGUAGAAAAACCUAGAUCUGUAAUCUUCUUCAUAUAUGCAUCCAUAAGAUGAAUACUAGGAUUUUUCAUCGACGCAUCCAAUGUGCAAACUUCGUGUUGACAAAAUUCGGAAAGUUUCUUGACUUACAAGUAAGUCAAAUGUUCAAUUCAAGAAACCAAGACGAAAUAAAUGCACUUUCCACUCGAAGUAUGCAGAGUGGGUUGAAUUUAAAAUUUUGAAUUUAUUUUUUUUUCUGUGGUGCACCAAUAAUUUGGAUUUCGGCUAAUCUUGAUUUGAAAAUAGGUACGGAUUAGAUGCUUUCUUUUUUGUAAAAGUUUUCGAUUUUUUAAAUUUCCAAAAAACGAUUUCAGUCUUCAAUGCAAACGAAUCUCUAGAAAAUAUAAAUAUGACAGUAAAUUUGAGGGGAUGGCCUCAUACAUUUCCAAUUGGGUUAUGAGCGGAAACUUUUUUUUAUCAAUUUCUCUUGAUUAAAUGAUGCCAAAACUACGUGUGAACUCAAUUGUGGUUACCCAAAAAAUUAGUAACAUUUUAUUUUUUUUGUUUUGUUUUUUAAUAUGAUCGUAUAUUUGAAGGUACAUAUAUAUUGAUAUAUAAACAUUGAAUCAUUCUGUGAAUUGGUUUAAAUCGCUGUCAUUUUUGCUUCAUGAUGAACAUUUCGUUUCAGCAAUUCAGUCAAUCACAGCGUUGGUAAAACAACCUUAAUUAUGUAGAUCAAAUGUAGCUUCUAAAAAAUCGCUUCUCUUGUUAUCUAUCUGUGAGGAAAUCUCUCUAUAUUCUGAGGUUUUCAUUUGCAUCCUUUCUUCACUGCUGUAGCUUACAUUCAUAAUCACUUUUAAUUUUUUUUAAUUCACUAUCUUACCAUACACAGUUUUAAUUGGGCUUGCAUAUUUUACUUUGUAUAAUCAUUUUGUAGCUUUUUGAAGAAAAAUUACUACUGAACUAACAUGUUGAUUCAAAGAAAGAUUUUGUUUAAAUACAUUUCUAACCACACUCCAAGAAAAAAAAACAAAUUAAAACAAUUGUGAAUUAUCAGCACCAUAAACAGUAAUACAAAUUUUGGAAGCAAUUCAUUCAGUCCUGAAUUAGCGCAACGAGUUCUAAUUUUGUGUGGAAAUUUGUCUGAGAAAACCAGAAAAGAAAUUUUUCAUUCAAAAUUCACCAGAAAUGAAGUGAAAGUUCGAAAAAACAAAUAUAACUUGCAAGGACAAUAUUGAUAAUCAUCGUCAAUCAAAUCCUGCCUAUUUGUUCUUGAAAGACCACAGCCAAUCUCAAGAUGUUUCAGAAAUUGACCUGAAGAAGUGUUUGCACUUCUUUUGGGAUAAUAUUUAUUCGAAAUAUCUUGCUGCACGAUCGCCAAAAACAAAUCUGUCGGCGUCUUCUAAUUAGAAACAGAUUGGCACCAAAAACUUCAUGUUUCAUUCAGAUCGACGCAUUUUAUCAAUUAUUGAUGGAUUGUCUUCAAACCUUUCAAUAAUGUGUGAAAAAAAACCUUAUAAUUUUGAAAUUUGAAUAAAUGAACUGUUGAAAGACAGUGGUAAUUUUGUUUUUGUUUUUUUUUCUAAAAUUCACUUGUUCAAGCUGUUCUGGGAAAAAAAACUAUGUAUGGUAAGAUUUACGAUAGUAUGUAAGAUGUGAGACUUUGGCACUAUUUUUUUUUUUUCUUCCGUUCCGUAUAUUUUAUUUAAAGCACCGCUUCUAGAAUACAUCUAUGGAAAAGUCAUCACAUUUUUUUUUUAAAUAAUCAUUUGCAGAGCUUGAUAUGUAACGCUUAUUCAUCUUCGAUAUUCAUCUAAAAUAACAAAACAUCACACAAUGCGCUAAAUGCUUUCUCUUGAUUUUCAGAUGUCGACAAAAUUGAGUACGGAUUCGGAGUAAAUUUAUUUUGAUUUAAAUUGAACAUACGCCCGACGGAUUUUGCUAGUUACACACAUAAAUUACGGAUUAAGUUAUUCGAGAGCUUAUGAUGAUCAUUUCGAAUACAAAUAACUAUUAGCCAAACUUGUCUAGUAUCGCAUUACUAAUCAACUGAAUAACACAUUAAAUGUAGACGGAAACAUGCAUUUACAACUAACAUUUUUUCAGUAGAGACAUUCGAUUGAUCUCACAAUUUUCAUCUACAUAUAGUCAAUCUUAGUAAUUUAGAAGAGAAUACAUAAAAAAAUUAUUUCACAACAAAAAAGCGAAGCAUCAUUUAAAGUCUUACAAAAAUCUUUAGUUAUAAUUACAAAACUUCAGAGGAAUAUAUACUAUACUGCGUUUCACGCAAUAAAUGGAUGAGUCAUCAAAUCUUAAUAAUCAAAUACCGUGGAACAUGACGAGGUCAUACCCAAGAAUGCUAAUUACUGUUGAUUUACCAAUAUCGCUGCUCCAGCAUCUCCUAUAUUGUUACAGCUCUCAAACACCCAAUACAAGGUAAUCAUUUUGUUACAUUUGCUGUUGAUCCAUAAAGUUCUCUUUUAUAACAAAGGGAAUGGCAUAGCUAUGUUUACUGUUUUCAUUCAAGAUGCCAGAAUCAAAAAAUACACCUACGUUCUUACCAAAAUGCUGGUAUCUGUGAAAUGAAAGGGGCAUGAUAUAUUAACUCAAUUAUAACAAAUUCUAAGCAAUAAAUUAGCGGCUAACACACUUUAAUUCUCACAUGCUGUAGUUUUAUUUGUUGACCAAUUUGAGUGGAUUGGAUCUUCACGAGAUGUUAUGUUUGUCUUUUUAAAGAAUAUUCGAUUGCAACAAUGUCUGACACGUUAGCAUGGAUAUUAUCAUUCUAUGGAUAUUAUUAAACACGGUUGUCCAGAGUUCAGAAAUGCCUGUUCGACAGUAUUUGAAUGGAUUUUGUCACCACUGCCAAACCAUACAUCAUAGAAAAAAACACUGUUUGAACGCUGUGUGAUGAUAUUGGGACAUAAAUAAAAUUUUAUAAAAUUCCUAAACCGUGCAAUAAAAUAAGUAAAUCGUAUCUAAAUGAUUUCAGAUUUAGGAGAUCUUCAUUCUCACUCUUUCAUAGCCUAACUAUAGCAAUAAUCCAUAAGUUUAUGAAAACGACGAAAUAUCUAUCAGAAUAACGAUUUUAUAUUAAUCGGUUUUGUUCAUGAUAUCCUCAAUGCACAUUAUUCGUGCUCAUUCCAUGGUAUUUAACGAAAUAUUGUACAUAGAAAUAUGCGAAAUAAACAAAUAAAACGUAACGAAAAGUCAAACGAAUCAUAGAUUAUCGAACAAUUACGUCUCCCAAUAGUAGAAUGACAUUAGAAAUCAUCUAAACCACAAGAUUAAUAAUACGAGACUAUACAUAGAAACACAUCUGAUGCUUCUAAAAUCUAAUCAAAACUAAGAUAGAUAGUGUAAAUAAAGCAAAUAUUGUAAAUAAAAAUUAAAAAAAUAUAUCAACGAUAGCGAGAACAGGUAAAAAAAAUAUGCAUUUCUAAUUAACUCUUAAAAUUAAUAAAAAAAAAAACCAUGAAUAUCAUGUAAAAAUAUGAGGCAGAGUGAUAAUUGAUGCAAGGCACCACGAAUGUCUAAAUAAGAUUAGAUUAAUAUGGCUAUAUAGAACUAAUACGCAAAUGAGAUUGGGUUAUAAAAAUAGUUGUGUAUGACAAUAUUACUUCAACUGGAGAACUGCGGAUGAUCAAGACAUUUCCCAAUGUCAACCAACUCGUACAACAAUCGUUCUCCAAACAUACAUAAUAUUGUCAUACAAAGCUAUAUUAUCUGAUACUUCGUCAUACAUACAGUUCACCAUUAAAACGAUAAAAUCAAUUCAAGUUCGACAAUAUAUGCUUAUGCCGCAUAAAGUAUUAUAUUUAAAUCUAUAUCCUCACUAUUUCGAAAUUUGAGCACACGUUAAGGUAAAACGAACAACGCAACUCUGCCAAUCUAUUGGCUUCUCAAAAUAAGGCCUCAAAUUAGUUGUUUUGGUUUUUGAAUGAAGAAAUAAAUUUUUAACAAGAAACUCUACUCCUUCCGCUAUACAAAUCGUUUGUCGAAAACGAUCAUUCCUGCUACUGAUGUUAUCUUUCUGUACACAUAAUAUAUUUGAAACGAAUUGAUCUGAUGGAAGUUUAUAACAUUGUUUCGAAACAGCAUAUUCGAAAGAGGCCGAGCAGUGCCAUUUUCAAUUAAUUUUAUAUAAGCUGCUUCUGGCUGUACUGUUACGUUAAUCGAGCACAAUGUUAUUUUGUUUCUCAAAUACUGGCAACAUUGCUUAACAAUUUCUCAAGUCUUUUAUACUGUCCAUCAAGGAACGUCGAAAUUGCCGAGUUUUUGAAUUUUCCCCAAAAUUCAGAAGACAUAUUUUUGACAGUUGUGAUAAAAACGUAUCACUAACAUUUCUCGGAAAUGGGAAGUGACUCGAAAAUAUUCAGGUUUGCUCGACUUAUCACCUGGUAGUCUUUAUUCAAUUUUAAGUGUUGUUAAACUGGCCCGUUGGAGUUGAUAUUUAAGUUAUUCAAACAGAUCACAUACCUUUUAUGAUUUUUUUUCACUUCCAAUACGUAUGUGAACGGGUGUAAAGAGUUUUACGAAAUAUUUUCGCGAUUAAAAUUAAUCUGCGUAAAACUGUGUGACUUGAAUUGUAACCUUGAAAACAAAACUCAAUGGUCAGUGCCUACUUCGAAUGUUUGGAAAAUCUAAAAACGAAUUUAGACAACUGCUACUGCAAACACGUGAAAUAUACCAUGCAACUAAAUAUUUUAAUUAGAAUUUUAUUGUCCAUGACGCGGCACCGUGCCGGUUUGAUUAAAAAAAUUUAGAACUUUUAAACACCGUUCCCAUGAAUGUAUGCAUUUGAAAACGAGAGAAAAAACGGUAGUUAGUCAACCAUCUGACAUUUAAUACUUACAGGAAAAGUGCGGACAAACCUUCCUAAAUUAUGCUUUGAACAAGUAAACAUUCUGGACUUAAACUUAGCAUACAUUUUGAAACCUAAACAAAACUUAUGAAAAUAUUCUACGAACUUUGAUUUAAUAUUCAGCUAAAGACAAAAGGUCUAAAAUUUACUCGUAACGUAAAAUAAUCCCAGACUUAAAGCUCAGUGAUCGAAGGCAUGUAAGCAAAACCAAUCUUAACUUUGCUGUAACUCACCAAAAAAUCAAUAUCGAUUUUGAAAAGUUUGCAAAUUCAUAGGUCUGUUUUUGGAAAUUUGUUUAAAAAAUUUAAUAUCACAAACAAAAAACGAAUUAUUCUAAACUUGUUUGAUCUCUUGGAAUGUUUGAAACUUAUCGCAAAAAUGACUAUUGAUUCAGAUGGAUUAAUUAGGCUAUUUUUUACAUUUCACGCUCAUGUUGCAGCGCUAAUUUAAGUAUGAUUUCUCCUCAUGACCCUUUUCCCUUGAAAGUUUCAUUUUAGCGUGCCUAAAUUUCGAUCUUAACAGAAUCCUACUUUACCUUACUGAAUGAAAAAAGCAUCUCAGAAAUUCUAACAGUAAUAUGACAUCCAAUUGAACUUCUGCUUCAUGCAAAAUAGAAAGUGCCAAACAUAAUACACUUAAAUGAAACUUAAGAUCAAUUAUGAGUGUUGCCCUACGAAUAGGUUUUAAUUUAUUAUGUGUACUGGAUAAACAUCAAUUUAUCGACGCAUUUCAAAACCUAUGAAAUAACCAAAAAAAACCUUAGUAUGUAAAGAUGACCCGUCCUACAGAAAGCCUUGCUGAAAUCAAAUUAUCUGGUAUAAGAACUUAAUUUCACUCCAAAUACCUAUACCUAAUUUCGAAUUGCAUUGAGCAAUUGAUAAAGUGGUUUUGUUUCGGAUUUUCUCGUUAUUUACCAACCAUUUGGGAUGGUUUGUGUGCUCAAAGAAUGGUUCAAGGUUAUUAGUCAAUUAAAAAAUAUGCACAAUUUGGUGAGUACCUGAGACCAAAUUUUCAAGUUUUGUUUAAAUCUUUUUUAACGUUGCACAACUUCUAUGAAAGAAAUCAUAUCUAGUCAUGCUCAAAUUUUUUCAUUACGUUAUUCAGUUUGUUGGGUCAUUUUUACCUAUAAUAUUCAUUACCACAGCUUAUUCAAAGCCGAAUAAUAUACCUAUAUUUAUAACAUGCAAUAAAUUUUAAUGAAUAGAUUCUCAUAACAUACACGCAUACAGUUCUCAUUGAUACAAACUGCCAAACAUUGACGUAUAACAUAUUGCCAUGAAACUAAACUUUCCUAAUUUAUUCAUUAGACUCAAAUAAAAAAUUUCGUUUUACGAAACCUAUCAGCAAUUAUGUUAAGAAUAGAAAACGAAAAUAAACGGACUAUUUUUAUAAUAAAUAUCUCACAAAGCGGUAAUGCGAGUUAGAAACGAAAAAUUAAUCGUGAUUUUAAAUCGAGAAUCAUUCAUAACAACGUACUCUAACACAGGAGGACUAUACAUUAUAACAAAAAAUGCAUAUACAUAAACUUUGUAAUUUUUGAACAUAAUGUGGCAGAGUAUAAAGAAUUGAAAGUAGUAAACAAAAAAUAUAAAAAAAAUACAAAAUAAGCAUACCAAAAUCGACUUUAGUGAUUUUAUAGCAUAAAACAAGAAUUUUAAUAACGACCAAACUUAAUAUUAAUUAUACACAUAAAUGUUUUUAACGAUACGGAAACAAAAAAAAUAAGAGCAAAAUUGAUACUAAAACACCAAGAAGUGCUAUUAGUAAAUAAAAACCCAACAUUAUCUGUUUAUUAUAUUUCAUUAAAUUAAGAAGACGAAUCUUCCACUUCAGAUAAACAACAAAAAGAAAAACGUAGAACAUUGAAAAUAGAAUGAGCAUUAUAAACGAGUUAAAAUAUGGUGAUACGAGUGUUAAACCAGAGUUAUUAUCUUUUAAUAAUAAUUUGAUGCAGAAGGAUGAGAAAAAAAAUAAUAAAAUACAAUUACAACAUAAUUAUAAUAAAAAUAACUAGUUACUGCCUUAAAAAUAUAGAAAAUAUAAUUGAAGUUCAUUGAAAAAUAGCCGAUGAUUAUAAAAUAUAUUGAGAAGCAAUCGGUUCAAUGCAGAAAAAAACAUGGAAUAGGAAGCAACAGACUUUAUAUGUUCAAAUAACAAAACAAUUUGAAUCAAAUGUAAUUCCUUUCGUGCAGAACAUAUUUUAUGAACGAACAUCUCAAGAACAAUGUAAGACGAAAAAGAUGAAGAAGAAAAAUCUAAACAUAUGGUUUUCCAAUUGCUUAAUUCACAUUUUUCUUUGUUUUAUCAUGAAGCAACUCAUUCAAUUUAUAUAAGUCUCGAUGACAUUGUAAAUACUGCCAUGUAUACAAUACAAUAAAACAAAAUAUUUCUAACACAA
Molecule: messenger RNA, 11803 nt
Organism: Uranotaenia lowii
Lineage: Eukaryota; Metazoa; Arthropoda; Insecta; Diptera; Culicidae
Gene: shakB
Product: innexin shaking-B
Exons: 6
Coding region: 192-1310 (372 amino acids)
Cellular component (GO): plasma membrane; gap junction
Molecular function (GO): gap junction channel activity
Source: RefSeq, a predicted model, not a curated record